This is a messenger RNA of Xenopus tropicalis (tropical clawed frog), 1387 nucleotides long. RefSeq names its product tumor necrosis factor receptor superfamily member 12A (gene tnfrsf12a). Bases 528 to 932 code for a protein of 134 amino acids. The record is from RefSeq and is a predicted model, not a curated record. Gene Ontology annotation, biological process: positive regulation of apoptotic process. Gene Ontology annotation, cellular component: plasma membrane. NCBI's taxonomy places the organism in Eukaryota, Metazoa, Chordata, Amphibia, Anura, Pipidae. The transcript has 5 exons.
UGAGGGAGAGUGAGGGAGAGUGAGGGAGAGUGAGGGAGAGUGAGUGAGGGAGAGUGAGGCAGAGUGAGUGAGACUGAGGGAGAGUGAGGAAGAAAACAGAGAGAGAGGGAAGGAAGAGAGAAGAAAGUGGGGAGAAAUAAGAAGAAUAGGAGGAAAGAGAGAAUAAGGAAGGACUGGAAUGCUGAUUAGUGAGUUGGGAAGAGGGAGGGGCAGAGUGCAGGAGGGGCGGAGCCUAUGACUCAUUCAUUCCUUCAGACAAGGAGAGACAGACACACACACAGUGAGACUCUCAGUGCCAGGGUUAGGGAGAGAGUGACUCAUUCAUUCCUUGGGAGUAAGAGAGGGAAUGAGACAGGGAGACAGAACCAGGACCAGGCUGGCAAUAAGGGCUCCCCAUCUACCCCUCCACGUGGCAAGAACCUAAAGUUUCCCCUGUAGAAGAGCAAUUGGUCUGAGUUUGCCCCAGGUGGGUAGCAUCAGGAUCUGAGAGAAUCCCACACUAUCAUUCCAACUGAGGGACGGACAGGAUGACACCAAGGAACGUGCUGCUGAGACUUGCGCCCCUCUUCCUAAUGGGCAUCAGCGCCGCUGUCGAAGUUCAAGGAGAAUGCCCAGUGGGACGCGCCUACAGCUCAGAUCUGGGAAAGUGCAUGGAGUGCAGCGUGUGCAAGAACUCCGAAAAGAGCGACUUCUGCCAGAACUGUCCACCACAGACGACUGAACAACCGGAUUUCCCUUGGAUUUGGGUUAUUGGAUUUUCCGCAGGAGGGGUGUUUCUCAUAACUGUAAUCCUGAGCCUCACGGUGUAUCUGACUCACUGUCGCAGGAAAAGCAAGUUCACCAAGCCCAUAGAGGAGACCGGAAGCCAUUCUGCCGAAGCUCUGCUCAUACAUGGAGAGGUCACCGUUACAGGAUCCUCCUGUCUCUCUUGAAUCCAGAGGAAGCUGCUAUCUGGGCAUGAUGUAUAUAAUAUUUGUAUAGAAGACAAAUGUACAAAUUCCAUAUACAUAUAUAUAUAUAUAUUUAUAUGUAUAUAUGUGUGUAUAUACCUGUGCUGGGCACAGGGUUCAUUGUCAGUAUUUUCUGCCAUAGAGAGGCCAGACGUGCUGCUGAGCUGUGGGUCUGAAUCCCCCUGUGCAGUUCCAUAUCCCCCCUACUGUUCCCUUACUCCCACCCUAAUAUGGCUUCCCCACUGCAGACAUGCCCCAUACCUUCCCAUGGAAUGGCCUUAUGUUUCCUGGCAGCACUGCCCUCUGAAAGGGAACAUCUGCCGUGUAGUCGACUCGCACUCUGAAAAACAACAACAAUCACAGUGGUUGGUACAGAACAUUUCAGCAAGUGCCUUACUCCUGCCCACGGGGAAUAAACAUGAGAGGUUUUUAGCAAA